CUCGCCGCGGCAUCCCGGCGGCGGCGGCUUUGUCUCUUGGGCUGGUUCCUGGCGGCUGCCUCCCCGGAACAGCUGCCACCGAGGGAGGAAGCGGCGCGGUCCAGAGCCCUAGUGCUGAAGCCCCCGAGCCCUCGUCAUCCACCACCACCAUGUAAGGGCCAUGAAAAGGGCUCGUCCUGGCGCAGCGCGGACAUGGAGGAGGACUUAUUCCAGCUAAGGCAGCUGCCGGUGGUGAAAUUCCGUCGCACAGGCGAGAGUGCAAGGUCAGAGGACGACACGGCUUCGGGAGAGCAUGAGGUCCAGAUUGAAGGGGUCCGUGCAGGCCUAGAGGCCGUCGAGCUGGAUGAUGGGGCAGCUGUGCCUAAGGAGUUUGCCAAUCCCACCGACGAUACUUUCAUGGUGGAAGAUGCGGUGGAAGCCAUUGGUUUUGGAAAAUUUCAAUGGAAGCUCUCUGUUCUCACCGGCUUGGCUUGGAUGGCCGACGCCAUGGAGAUGAUGAUCUUGAGCAUCCUUGCGCCGCAGCUGCACUGCGAGUGGCGGCUGCCCAGCUGGCAGGUGGCGUUGCUGACCUCGGUGGUCUUUGUCGGCAUGAUGUCCAGUUCUACCCUCUGGGGAAACAUCUCAGACCAGUAUGGCAGGAAAACAGGGCUGAAGAUCAGUGUGCUCUGGACCCUGUACUAUGGCAUCCUCAGUGCUUUCGCGCCCGUGUACAGCUGGAUCCUGGUGCUCCGGGGCCUGGUGGGCUUCGGGAUCGGAGGGGUUCCCCAGUCGGUGACGCUCUAUGCUGAGUUGUUCCUUCCCAUGAAAGCCAGAGCUAAGUGCAUUCUCCCAUGCCAGGUGUUCUGGGCCAUCGGGACAGUGUUCGAGGUUGUCCUGGCUGUGUUUGUGAUGCCCAGCCUGGGCUGGCGUUGGCUGCUCAUCCUCUCGGCUGUCCCACUCCUCCUCUUUGCUGUUCUGUGUUUUGUAGUGGCGCCAGAGAGUGCAAGGUAUGAUGUGCUGUCCGGAAACCAGGAAAAGGCCAUCGCCACCUUAAAGAGGAUAGCCACAGAAACGGAGCCCCCAUGCCCCGGGGAACUCAUCAUCUCCAGACAGGAAGACCGAGGCAAAAUGAGGGACCUCUUCACACCCCAUUUUAGAUGGACAACCUUGCUGCUGUGGUUUAUAUGGUUUUCCAAUGCAUUCUCUUACUAUGGAUUAGUUCUGCUCACCACUGAGCUCUUCCAGGCAGGAGAUGUCUGCAGCAUCUCCAGCCGGAAGAAGGCGGUAGAGGCAAAAUGCAGCCUGGCCUGUGAGUACCUGAGUGAAGAGGAUUACAUGGACCUGCUGUGGACCACCCUGUCUGAGUUCCCAGGUGUCCUUGUGACUCUCUGGAUUAUCGACCGCCUGGGCCGCAAGAAGACCAUGGCCCUGUGCUUCGUCAUCUUCUCCCUCUGCAGCCUCCUGCUGUUUAUCUGUGUUGGAAGAAAUAUGCUCACUCUGUUACUCUUCAUUGCAAGGGCGUUUAUUUCUGGAGGCUUCCAAGCAGCUUAUGUUUACACACCUGAGGUCUACCCCACGGCGACCCGAGCUCUGGGCCUGGGCACCUGCAGCGGCAUGGCAAGGGUGGGCGCGCUCAUCACCCCGUUCAUUGCUCAGGUGAUGCUGGAAUCGUCCGUGUACCUGACGCUGGCGGUUUACAGUGGCUGCUGCCUCCUGGCUGCCCUGGCCUCCUGCUUUUUGCCCAUUGAGACCAAAGGCCGUGGACUGCAGGAGUCUAGCCAUCGGGAGUGGGGCCAGGAGAUGGUCGGCCGAGGGACGCACGGCACAGGUGUCGCUAGGUCGAACUCGGGCUCUCAGGAGUAGUGACCGAUGGGGGGCUGAGCUGGUUUUUGAGGCUGUAGAGAGCGGGGAGCUGCUGGAGCCCGGCUGGGGCACCGAUCGUCACUGCCCACAUCAAGAACUCACCCAAAGGUACCACCUGGACCAACGAGGUUUUGUGUCUUGACUGUUUGCUCAUAUUUAUCAAGAUCCAUCCGGGGAUGGGGAGGCAUUUGCUCUGGGGGGUUCUCCGUGUGUGUGGAAGUUUGUUAAUAACCUGUGGAUCUGCAUGGGAAAAGUGCCACCUCAGCAGUGCCCGGUGACGCCGGUAGCCAGCUGGACACCAUCCAGAGUCAGCCGGUCACAGCCUCGGUGAACAACAACCAAAGGAUCUUUGCAGAUACGCUCCAGGCCGGGACCCCUGUGAGACCUGCCACUCACCCACUGGACCUGUUCUUAGGUUUCUCCUGCAUCCCUGGCCCCAGGCUUUCUUCUUUGAAAUUGCAGGUGACCUGGAUGUGGCCUGAGCAGCUUUUUCUUGGGUCUGAGAAAUGCUCCCAGGGAAGGGGCCCUUCGCUUUGCCUUCCCAGGGCUGAGUAGCGGAGACUCUGGCCGAUGGACAUGCAUUUGAACUUGAGCCGCAUGCCUCCACCUGGCCCCCUCUUGGAGUUGCUGUCCCUGGCUCCAGGGGAUCCAAAUGUGGCCAUGGGGACAGCUGGGCUUGCACUAGAUGACAGCCUCAGAAAGCUGUUACCCCCAGGAAUUGGGGAUGGAGGCAAAAGGGAGGUGAGAACCAAGCCCACGACCAAAGCAGGGGCCUCCCCUUUGGAAGGAGCAAAGGUCACGCCAGGGUCUUCUUUUCUGGCCCCCUCGUUGGUCAGGCUGAUUGGUGACUCUUGGGGCAAGAAAACAGUUAAGUCAGGUUUCAGUGCUUUGGAGUUUGAGUGCAGUGGGUGGCCAAAUGGACCGAGAAACAGAAAGAUGCUCCCCCCAGCCACCUGCUCCCGUGCGGGCCAGGGGACCAGGAAUCCUUCCUCCCUGGAUUCUCUGCCGUCCCUGCUGUCAAGGGGUGGCUUGGUCUUUCCACAGAGGCAGCUCCUGGGGUUCCAGCGAUGGACCCCACGGCAUGGAUACCAUGGGUAGGGAGGAACGGGAGGGCCCAGAUGUGUGAAACAUGUACAUUUUCAAAGAAAGAGAAGGGAGGUCAACUGGAUUUGGGGGUUGGCCUCCAGAGGAAGGCCUGAUGCUGUGUCUCAGCAGACAGCAUCCACCUCCAGGAUUUGGUUUCCACGAGCCUUUUCCCCGUCAUGAAGGCAGGAACCUAGGGAAGGAGAGACGAAGAUGCCAGAUCCCAUCAAAGGCCAGAGAAGACUGACCGUCUGCUUGGAGAUAUCUGCUUGAAGUGAACAUUCCGAGGAAGCCAAAUGUGUACGUUCACCUUUAUUAAAACAUGUUGGUGAUGGACGUUG
This is a messenger RNA of Balaenoptera musculus (blue whale), 3266 nucleotides long. It is a transcript of the gene SVOP, whose product is annotated as SV2 related protein. The record is from RefSeq and is a predicted model, not a curated record. Gene Ontology annotation, cellular component: membrane. Gene Ontology annotation, biological process: transmembrane transport. NCBI's taxonomy places the organism in Eukaryota, Metazoa, Chordata, Mammalia, Artiodactyla, Balaenopteridae. Gene Ontology annotation, molecular function: transmembrane transporter activity.